AUGGAAGGCUACGAGAAGAUCGCUGGUAUUAUGGCUCAGCAUCAUGAUCUUGCAAUUUUGCGCCGUUUCAAUACAUUGAAUGUGAAGGAUUUGUUGUACAGGCAAGCGGAACUUGUCCACUUAGAAUCGGAGCUUCAUUGCAUAGCUGAAGAUGACCAGGGAAUCCCGGACCGCGCCUUCUACGCUCGUGAUUGGUGGUCUCUGGCCGAAUCCGAAGAUGAUAAUGAGAAGCGACAGUGGUCGAAAAUGUUGCAGAUCCAAGAAAAGCUGAAGGCAUAUAAUGAUCGACUAUUGCAACAAGUCCAAUUAAGUAGGCUGGAAGGACCGAAGACUUACGACCUAGACUUUCUACGCGAUUGGCUGGAGCGUCCAAAGAUGGGAAACUUCCCACUCAGAGGUCUCGAUCAACAUGCCUGGUCCAAAGAGAAUGAAACAGAUCUCGUUGCUAUUCGCCGAAGAGAAAAUGGAGAGCCGUUCUCAAGAUGGCUUAUCAAUACCGUUGUUCCUUAUUUUCAUAACAGAAUAGGAAAGCGAUUGAAAAAACCACACCCAGAGGAACCUGAAUCCGAAAUCACGGAGUAUUCAGACCACCGUCUCCUGACCAUUGCCGAUAUCCUUGGAACUAUCAUCUCAUGCCUUUUGCCAGUGAUGUCAUUCGUUAUUCUUUACUUCGUCACAGAUACUAUUGCUCGACUUGGCAUUACAGUCGCCUUCACCGUUUUAUUCUCUGUUGCUUUGAUGCUAGUGACCCAAGCACGAAGGAUAGAGAUCUUCGCUGCAACAUCUGCGUUCGCCGGCAUUCAAGUUGUUUUUAUAAGCGGCAACGUUGGCGGAGUGUUAUAG
This is a messenger RNA of Hyaloscypha bicolor E, 843 nucleotides long. RefSeq lists its product as uncharacterized. Bases 1 to 843 code for a protein of 280 amino acids. The record is from RefSeq and is a predicted model, not a curated record. The transcript is spliced from 4 exons. NCBI's taxonomy places the organism in Eukaryota, Fungi, Ascomycota, Leotiomycetes, Helotiales, Hyaloscyphaceae.